Molecule: messenger RNA, 4848 nt
Organism: Echinostoma caproni
Lineage: Eukaryota; Metazoa; Platyhelminthes; Trematoda; Plagiorchiida; Echinostomatidae
Source: the annotation of a GenBank genome assembly
AUGUCACACGUUACGGCUGCUCAGGGCAACUUCCCUGUCUGGCCUGUGCUUUUGAAGUACAGUCGGGAUGAAUGCUUCCAAAUUCUGCGACGCCUCGAGUUGGAAGCGUAUUCGAAAGUGGUGUCUGUGUUUCGCGCGCAAGGUCCACUAACUGGAGCGAAGCGGAAAGUGCUGUACAAAUUACAACGUCUUCUGAGCAUCACCACUGAUCGUCACAAAGCUGAAGUUAGACGGGCACUAAAUGACGAAGAACUAAUCACCAUCUCCGAGGCUGCAUGUGGAAGGGAAGUAUACGAAGAGUGGAUCUCAGAGGGUAAACGCGUCGCGCCUGUCUUGCACCGACCCAGUGCAAAAACGGCAUAUCUUGCGGAAGCAAAUCGUGCUGCAUUCAACCAACUCUGCGAAAAUUAUUCCACUCCCCCGCCCUGUGAAACUGCUUACCUCACUUUAACUCCGGAAGGAGUACCGACCGAGCUCAGACCAAGCUCUCCUUCAGUUGAGGGCAAACAAAUUGGCAAAACUUAUUCUGACAAAAGUACCCAGACUGUCAAACUUCUGAGCGGAUCACCAUCCGCCCCUUUAGAGGAUUGUGAAUCACAUGAAAUCGAUAACAUUCCGCGCGUGGGGUACGAAAUUACUUGUGAAACUGAAAGUUUAACCUUGCCAACUGAAAUGCUGAAUGGACAUGUAAAACAAAAAUUACCAUUCGUUGUGGAUUCCCAAACGACUACCGCUACUGGUGCUUCCUCUGUUUCUGCCCGGGCCAGUCAGGAUACAACCGAAGGUCAGGUUGAUUCGUACACUAAUCACCAAUUGACGUCCGAAUAUGAAUCCAGUCGCGUUUCACUUAGCGCGCAACUAAACUCAGCCCAUGGUACCCCGACAUCCGAAUCUUUCCCAGGCUUCAGUAAACCGGCUGACGCUGUGCUAAGCACUUUCGGCAAACCUGGUUCGGUCGAACCCUCGUCCAUAGCCUCGCAUGCUUCUCGAAAACGAUCUUUGUCGACCAGCCCUAACACCACGGAGGUAACGAAUGCACCAAGCAAAUUGCUCAGUCUGGUUCACGCUCCAAACACGUUGGCAACAACAGCCCGUCGUACCACUCACUCACAGAUAAUUCAAAAUAAUCCACAAUCGGAAUCUGUAUUGAAUACUCCCGCCGCUAUACAAGCGGUACCUCGGACACAAGAAAUGGUGCACUAUUCGACAGUUCAAAGAGUCCAAUCCAAAUCAACUCAAGGUGUUAUGGGCUUACAUUCAAGUUCAGGAAAUCGGGCACACUCUCAGCUUGUUUUACAGAUGUGUCGGCCAGCAUCCGAGACCCUGUCAACUGCGGAUUCAACGUUCAGCGCUACAAGAUCCGGGAACACCGUGGUCAUCCCACCUCGCCCCGGACAAGUUAACACGGUUACUCGAACCUACACAGGUGUUCAAAUGCCUGGUGGAGGCCUCUCCUUCAAGUCACCACUUAUUGGUCCUAGAGUUCAACGAUCUGGCACGUCCGCCAUGACUGAUUCAGGAGCAGACAGUGCUCAGCGAGCUUACUCGAGUACCGCUACUCCGAGCAUUGCCAUGGUUCACAGUCUGCAAGGUAUGAGCGGGACACAUCGAGUUCCCGCGGCAGUGACUACCGUAGUUCUGUCCACCACCUCUUCAUUCACCUCCGAAAUGUCAGGAUCCUCGAUUUCAGGACCUCAUAGUACGGUUCAAACAUUUUCUUCCUCGUUCAAACCAAAUACUACUACUACCAUUGUUGGAACUCAAAAUAAUCAUGUUCCUUCUACUAUGUCGAACAUCCCCGCGUCCGAUGGAGGAGCACCAUCACCUUCACCUUCCAUGGCUACCAGACGCUUAGUCUCAUCAGCUCAACCAUUGAUUGUCCCCGGUCUUCAGGUGUCUGUUGCAUCCAAUGUGGUGCAGAAUACUAUUAGCACACCGGGCAACAACAAUGUCAUCGUAUUCCAACGAGGAGCUCGUAAAACUUCCGGUAUGUGUCAUGCACCCAUUAAAUUAGCUCCAGCAACUCCGUGCAUCAUUCCAUCCACAUCGACUCCGACUACUCCCAUUAUGACUGGAGGUCUCGGAAGUAGACAAAUCCGAAUCCUGGGAUUAUCGUCCACUAUCCCGUCCGGUUGUUUAUCCGCUUUGACUACCAGUUCGUCAUCUGCAGCAGCAACGGCCGCAACUUCAACAACCGGAGUAGUUUCUGUUGCACCGCAAACUCAUACUGCACCAGAUUCUCGGAAUUCACCUCCCACAAUUUCCGAUUCUACCCCGGUCAGCUUACCAGAUUUGGAAAAGAUGCAAAGCGAUGCUGUCAGUAGCCUCUUGUCACGCGCUUCACGUCUCGGGGCUAUGCUUGAGGUAGACCUGGACGCGGAAGACUAUAUGAAUCAACCACCUCCCUUGGACCCAGUCACCACCCAUUGUGUCAGUUUUCAACAUGCUGAUCCCUCACUUGCCGUAUCCGCGACACAUUCAUCCCAACCUGGAGCAGGUGAAUCACAGCAUCUGCAACUAGAACUCGCUUCCUUAGGAGUUACUGGUCAACUGCCGGUUUCGGAAUCCGAAGACGUCACUUGUGCUAGCCGGAUAACGGCGACUCGAACGACUAACAACCCGCAUCCUACCGAUUCAGUCAACCUACCCAUCUCAGAAAUGGAACACAAUGCGGCCACGGAGCACCCACCGAUUGAACGAGACUGUUUCGACACACCGAUUGAGGUUCAGUCCAAUAAGAAGAUUGAUCAACUCAAGGCCAUUUUGGGUCUCACUACUCACGGUGCUAGUAAUGUAGAAUCGGCAGAAGAAUACGCUUUGACAUCCCGUUCCUAUCCAAGCAGCUUUGAUCAGACGGCUUCUUCAACGUCUGAGAGUUGGAUGAUCGAACGUCCCAGUUUGUCCGGCUGUCUGAUACCGGAACCCAAACGUGCUCGUCUAUCUCCUGCCGUUUCCGAAGUGCUGGAUCUGGCCUCCAGCCCCCCAGCGUUAUCCAAACAUCAUUUCCCUCUGCCUUCAUCACUGAUUCUCAUAAGAUGCAUUGUGUCUUGUGACGAGGGACAAGCGACAGUUCUCUUCAUGUUCCUUCAUCACAUCGUAUUCCCUGUACUUGUGUUGGUUUUGUGUGUGGCCUCAUCCUUACCAUUGUACAACAUAGCUGGUAAAUGGAUGGCGCCGUUUGCCGAGCAUGCGAACUGGCGAUCAGAUUUGGAGGCUGUCCUUCAACAGCUCUCCCACGCCUCAGUACUGUUCGUGCACGUGGCUGGUUGUGAUCAACCUGACUGGACUAAUCGUGGAGAUUUGUUAAUGAAUGAGCAAAAUCUUAUCGAUCCGCUGCGUGCCCUUCGCACAUGGGCUGCAUUGGUUCCCGACUUACUGACGGAUCAGACGGAAGUCGUCACACAGUUACUUCUAAGCGUUCUCACACAAAUGACCAACUUUUUAGAUGCUCUUUUACUAGUCCUCUAUCGUGAUGGAGAGCUCUCAUCGCAGUGGACCGUGUUGAAGCAAGUGGAACAAAAACAUUUUGUACUUUCUUUACCCCGAUUACUUUUGGGGUCAUUGACUGAUCAUCCCCUGUCGGCUCAAUUCCCCUUACAAAGCAGUCGUAUGGGCAGUUAUGCAGCAAUGCUAUAUUAUUCAGUAUUACUUCAAUUCGAAUCAAGCAGCCUGAUAUCGGACACUGAGGGUUUGGAGUUACUCGCGCGCAAAAUGAUUUUGGAUGUUGUCGUGCUUCAAUCACUCGUUUUUCAGUGCACAGUGCCUGAAGUCGAGGACAAUACUUUGCAGACACAUUGUCAACUUCACUACAGACUUCUCUUGUCAAAGUUGGCUGUAAUAUUAUCUGGCCACCGGUGGAAUAUUGAUCCUGAAACUGACACAGCGGUUGCAUGUACCCGAACGGGACAGCUGAUGCCAAUAGUGGUUUGUGCCACCGGUCUCGUGAUGUUUUUUCGUUCGGACGACUUGAGACCGGUCGACACACCGACUGGUGCUGAGCGAUGUUUGGAGGCACAAACUAUCCGUCCGUGUUUGACAUUUUAUGACUUGUACAAGAGAACGCAGAAAUCAGUGGCAAGUAUAGUGAACGGAUUAAUCGAUAUGUUCGAUCAAGAGUGUCGGAAUUGGAUUUCAUCGUUACUGCGACUGAUUGAAACCGAUCCAAAUGAGCACGAAGUCUUGAAAUCGGAAUCUGGGGGUUCGGCUUUUCCGUUCGCCCAACUCCGAGGUGUGGUUCACCUUUUGUCUGAAUCGGUCUUUUCCGAAUCAACAUGUCAGCGACAUUCAAUAUCAAUUCCCGAAGGUAUCGAUGCCGAAGGAGAAUCUGCAGAGAGACUCUGGAAUCGAAUUUGUGACUUGCUUGUAUUCUGGAAUGCAUCCUCUGAUUGGUUAGAUCAGAUAUUUCCAUCGUCCGUCGAAGCGGUUCAUCGUCGCAGUGUGAACGGUGAGCCGUGUACCGUUUACCCAUCUCGGAUGGCUCGAACCUGGCGGACAAUACCAUCAACAUCUCCACUGUCACUUUGUCAAGCUGUCGGCUUCCUACAUGAUUGUUUGAGAUGCAUGACCGGGCUGAUCUCCAUGUUUCCUCAGUUAUCGUUCGCGUUGGCCUCCCACUCACUUGGAUUUCAAAUUCCCGAUUCUGUUUUACGAUCUAAUUUUCGUCCCAAGAGAACGGCAUUCCAAUGCAUUUUAGAUGCGACAAAUCGGGAUAGACUCAAUCCAUUAGCUUCGGAAUGGAGUAUAUUGCUGAUCAAAUUGGCUGUGAAACCAGAAUCCACAGACGAAAAAGCGCUGAAAGGAGCACGACUGUUGUCUUCUGAACUGAAUAACCUUCAAUUGUUUCGUUGA